GCUAUCCUGCUUUUCCCAACGUACGAGAGAGCAACUUGAUUCUGAUUCCACCAACCACCCACUCAUCUCUUGGUCCUCGAGUCCACCGAAUCUUCCCCCAUAGCUUAUGGGCGAUCGCAGUCGCCAGCUCGAUUCCCCUCAUGGGCCCAUUAUGCGAUCCAUGCAGCGCUCCCCCCCGCCGCCCGCCGCCAUUCACCCUUCGCCGCCACGGUCGGCCCCUGCUACGCGGUCACCGACCCCUUCUCCCUCCGAUAACCAUGUGGAACUUCAGCGCACCCGCCGAUUGCGAUCGCGGAGCCCGUCCCGCACUACCAGAGACUCGAUGAACGGCCCCGGACGCCGCAUCGAUGACGCCGCCCGCCGCCCCCCCCUCCCCCACAUACCGAGUUCGACCUCGACGCGAAGCAAACCGAUCAUCGACCAGCCCAGCACCCUAUCGACGGCGGCGGCGCCGAACGAUUCCUCCGAUAGCCUCGAGAACACCGGAUUUACUCCAUCCCUGCCGAGUGACAAGCAUGGCAACAUGAAGUUCUUGCGGCCCCUGCUGACUGAUGUGUCACUGUACACAAACCCUAACCUCGGCCCGGAGAACGAGGGGACAAGCCUGGAGGAACUGGCGCACCUUGUACGACUGUCCAAGUACCAGGAGCGCAAGCGCGCAAACACAAGGAUCCGCCUCCAACGGAGUUUGGUGUCCACGGCCCUCUCCGCCCGGUUGAUGAGAUGUGGUGAGAUGGCCCAUCGAAACCUGGUGGACGGCUUCCGCGGCGAUGACAAGAAGACAUUUGGUGCCCUGUAUAACGCCGUCAUCGAUGUCCGAAGAAGCUGCGAUGAGACCCGCCGGUAUGCGCUACUGGAGCCAGAGAUGGACCUCUUGCAGGCGCCCGGCCUCACGUCGUCCGAUAGCGUGGAUACCCCAACCGGAUCUGUCACCGGCUCAAGCGCGUCCCCGAACGCUGUGACGCCGUUUCUUAACGAGAUUUCUGCCUCAUCCCGAGAGACUUUUUUGAACUUUCUGAAUCAGAUCAGGACUAACCCAGACUAUUUGGCCACGCGCAUCGCGUCCCUCAAGAACUCGGAGCUUGCCGCUCUCACCAGCUUCCAUCAGGCCCUUGAACCCAUCGAAUCCGUUCUCCCUUACCACGGCCGGUCGUCGGGCCGGUCCGUCUCGGGCAGUUCCGCCGUUCCCGGAUCCAGCGGAGCCGGAGGAGCCGGCAAGGAACGCAGCGCUAUUGAGCGGCUGCUAUCUUUCCAACGCCAUGACCCCAUCUCGGCCCUCAUCUACACUUGCUUUGCCAAUUCCGCAGGCCCAGACAGCGCCGAAGACAAACGCCGGACCGUUACUUGGGCCACCACCUGCGCACGCCUGAUUUCCACUCAGACAACCGGCAGCGAGCAGACUGUCACCUCGGUGAUGAACGUUUGGGUCUCGAUGCGCGACUGGGCAGGGAAGUCUAACAUGGAAUGGUAUCUAAUGAAGAUCCUAGAGGAUGGAGCCUUCUUACUUGAUCGUGCCGAGGAUCAGCAUGGUACCCGCAUUAACCUUUCGGAUUGGUCGUCCAAGGACCAGAUCGCGGCCGAGGAGUUCUACACCAAGGCCGUCGAUGAGCUAUUUGAGGUCAUCGAUGACGAGGAUGCCACAGGAAUUCCGGAAGGCUUACUGGAACUAGGCAAUGAACUCCUGAAACGUUUGGAUAGGAGAUACUCCGAGAGCACCCGCAGGUGGCUAAUCGCGAAGUAUAUGUUCACAGUCUGGUUGCUUGGCGUUGUCAUCCACCCGGAAGCCUACGGCAUGAUGGCCGAUUAUCACAUCACCGAAUACGGCCGCCAAAAGAUCCUCAAGACGGUGGCCAUGCACGCUCAGAAGUACGUCGUCGACAUGUUGCACAGCAUGACCCCUGUGUCCACGCCACCCAAGAUCAAAGGCCACAUUGAGAGUAUAUACAGCCGCUUCAAGGACCCGUCCAAGUUUCGGAAGAAGCCCAGGCUCUUACCGGCGCGGUCCAUUACAUCUCUCCGGGAAACGGCCGAGGUCCGCCCGUACUUGGUCCUCAGCCCAGCGGACCUUGCCACGGUGGUUAACGCCCUUUUCCCCGAACGGAGGCCACGGUCGGCACGCUCAAGCAGCCUCCGGUCUGGGGCACCAUCAAUUUCCGGAUUCUCUACCAUCUCGCAACCCAUGUCUAUCAGGACCGCACCAAGCACUUUUGAUACCAUGUCCGUUCUCAGUACCAGCGCAGAGUCGUCUUUCAGUGACGCCACAACCUCUCGAGAGCCCCUCGCGGAGGAAGAGAGCCCACGCCGCCAUUCUCCGUCUGCGCAGGAGCCCGUUGCUCAGAAGCCAGAGAAUUACGAAGAUGACGGGUACCGCCUGCGGCUGGCCAUGCACGAAAUGACACAAAUCCUGGGCCAAGACGUUGUGUACGGACUAUGCCACCCCUGCGCCGAGCGUUGGUCUGUGUUGUUCAUAUCGGCCGAUGGAAAUAAGCUGUCCACCCAUAUGACCUUUGAUCCAGACGACGAGAUCGAAGAUGAGCAGAACUCCUCCAGUACGAGUGAUACCGAGGGCGAGGAGACUGAUGACGGGCGCCCUGAACUCAACAAGGACUACCACCAGCUGCGCGACUCCAUCCUAAAACUAGUCCAGGACUACGAAAUCCCCCAGGGCCUGGAAAGCGAUGGAGCCAAACAGCAGACCUUUAGCAACCGGGCCUCGACUCUCAAAAAGUACCGAAACAAAAAUCGCAUCAUCACAACUAUGGGGAGCCGGAAUCCCUACCGCCAGAGGGCCGCGAGCAUCGCGAGCAGUCUCGCCGAGAGCCCCCCAAAGAGCGCCAAGGGGAAGGAGGCCGACCAGGCUGCCGAGAACUCAUCCCCGCUCGUCACCAUGUUGACCGCCGCCUGCUCGCAGUCUCGGGCGCAAUCUGACUUUGUCAACGCACACCUUUACUGGAGGACUUUGCAGCAACUCAAUGCCCUGUCAUCCGACUCGCUGCGGCGCGAGGGAUUCUCGGCGCUUCUCAACAUCUUCUCCCGUGGCCCGCGAGACUCGAUCCGCCGCUCCGCCGCUGCUAUUGAAGAAUACGACGCCUGGCUAGUCUGGCUCAAGCAAAGCCAAGAGCGAGCAGAGGGGAUGAUCGAGGGCAUGAUGCAGCGCCUACGGUCUCUCCGCGACAAGAUGUGGUACGUAACAGACGUGCGAAACUCGGCGCCAUACGAGGACUCGCGGAACGUCGCGGCAGCAUUGAAGACGAUGGGUGCGUCUCGCCGGUGGUCUUCCUUCCAACGCAUCAAAACCCACAUGCAAAGGGGCCCCGCAUCGAAUUACAUCUUCAGGACCGAGUCCCAAAUUCUUGACCUCCUCGCGGCACCAGAGGACCAAGGAGGCCCAAACAAACUCCGCGACGAACAAGCCGAGAAAACCAGCCGCUGGCUGCAGCAGUCCGGUGUCGAGAACUUCUGUCAGGGCGAAGAGCGUAUUCACCGGUUCUGCUGUGAGGUGGAGAACUGCGUAAGCAAACUCGUCGGCGACAGUAUCAUCGAUGGGCCGGUGCUGUGGUCGAGUGAACUUUUCGCCAGAGAUCGACGGGCUUUCGAGACCACCGGCAAAGCUCCGCGAGACCGAGACCGCGACAAUCAAUCCGUAUGGGAUGACUCAAUCAGUGUCAUCAGCGACCCUGACCGCAGGUUCGUAUCUGUCAGCCGCCCUGCUUCGAUCAAUAGUAGGGACAUGCGGGCCAUGUCCGGUAGCAUGAGCCAAAUGUCCUUCGAGUCGAGCCGUUUCGGCUUCUCUCGCGCGAGCACAGCCAUGUCCGAAGUUCUAGACGGGCCCGAAUACUUUGGUGCAUCGUCUCCAGUCCACCAAAUCGACCCCAACGCAACCUUCUGGUCACCUUUCCAACACCGGGCCACCUCACCAAGUGCCGCGUCCCGAGCGCAUUCGCCGACCACCAGCCUGACGAACCUCUCAGGCUCGUUUCAUCCGCCGCAUCACCAACAAAUCCCCUCGCAGCCUCAGUCAGCAACUGGCCGCCCAGGUACAUCGGCUUCGUCUAAUGAAACGGUGUACCAGCAACGACAGUCCGACGAGAAGUCCCGCUUCCUCGCCGACUUGAGGCAAACUCUGACCAGCCUCCUCCUCUCUGACCUAGGUAACCUUGUUUUUGCCCGCGGAUCAGAAACGGACGCGUGGUUCGAGGGCCUGGGUCAAGAGUGCAUCGACCGUCGAGAGGCAAUCCACCGGCGUGCGCGUAAAGCGCAGGCCAAGGAUAAACGCAAGUCUGCCAAGGCCAGCGUGAAGCAAAGAUUUCUCGAGCAGAACCGAAGUUUCGGUGAUCUGCGCGGAACCAGCGGUAACGAUACGCUCAGUGACAAGGCUCUUUCCGAUACGCAGAGCCUCGGCCCUGAAGGGGCUGGUGGCAGUCAGCGGGGGAGCCAACGUGGUAGUCAACGUGGCAGCGUACACGGAGGAAGCAUCCAUGGCAAUGAAAGCUCGGCGACAAGCGAUACCAUCUCGGCCCGGAGACAUAACCAAGAGGCGAGGAAAGAAACGAUGCCCGACUUCCCUUUCACCAAGGCAUACCAGCGGCUUCUAAAAAUGUUCUGCGUUCAUCCCAACCCCCAGGUCAAACUAAACGCACUCUGCGAACUGGAACAUUUGAUCACCGCAUCUCUCAACUCCGGCUCCCGGCGAGCCCGACUGGCGUGGGCACGCUCCGACCUAGGGUCGGCGUCCUCCGCCACCGAGGAGCACGGAAACGGCGCCCUGGGAAACAGAUCCCAACCCUUGGAGGAGACGAUCGGCAAUGUCAAAGAACGCCGCUCAUACACUAUGAUGCAAGCACCCAGCUUCGGCACGGGCGGUCACACACAAGGAGGUCGCGUAUCAGGCGGGGGAGGCAACGCAGAAACCCGCUCCAUCGCUUCGGUCUACCCAGCCAACACCGAUGCGGUGGCCAACAUCCUCCAGACACUAUUCCGCGACCCGUCUCUCCGCCCAAAGACCCUCUUCCGUGACCUACAAUUCAUCUCAGCUUUCUGUUCCCCUGCUGUCCUCGACAAGACCGAGCGGGGCAAGUCAUUCUGGGACGCCGGCAUCGCCGCCCUCAGCCUCAAACAAGAGGUCUGCCGCACCAUGGUCGAGGUCGCAGACGAGAUCGUCCGAAACUACACGCAGUCCCGCAACGGCGGCGCCGCGGCCGCCAACAACCGGGCGGGCAGCACGGCAUCCGACUCGGCGGCGGCGACGCCAACCAGCGAGUUCCCCCCGCCGUCCCCGCCGCCGUCCCCGCCCUCCCCCUUGCCGCUGUCCACGCACUCCCUCGCCGACGCGGCGCGCAUGUGGACCAUCACCGCCAAGGAGGGCGACCCGACCGCCCAGCGCGAGCUCGCCAUCUUCUACCUGUCCAACCCGGAGCUCGUCCAGCGCACCACCCUGCCCCUGUCCAAGCCCAGGGAGGUGUUCAAGCAGGCCGUCAUGGAGAAGUACGCCGGCGGCGGGUCGUCGUCGCGCUACGGCCACGCCGGUGCUGGUGGUGCUGGGGGCGCGGGUGGCAGUGGUGGGGGCUCCGGCGGCGCCGGGGCUGGGAAGGAGGACGGUGCGGCCGGCGGCGGCAGGCUCGGGGAUGUGCGCAGCGAUCCGGCGCUGAUGUGCGUCGCUAUCCAUUGGAUGGAGGCGGCGGAGAAAGGGGGGGAUGAGUUGGCUAGGUCGUUCAUGGCGCAGAACGAGAUUGGGGCGGGGCUGAUGGGGUGAUGCGAGUGAGUAUGUGGUGAGGUGGUUGGGGUUGGGGGGAUUGGAUGUUACUGGUGGUGGUGGUGGGGAUGGUUGUGGUUGGAAGGAUGGGCUUUUGCAUAUGCUUGUUGGAUCUUUUU
Chaetomium fimeti is the source of this 5871-nucleotide messenger RNA. RefSeq lists its product as uncharacterized. Bases 107 to 5752 code for a protein of 1881 amino acids. The record is from RefSeq and is a predicted model, not a curated record. Lineage: Eukaryota; Fungi; Ascomycota; Sordariomycetes; Sordariales; Chaetomiaceae. The transcript is spliced from 2 exons.